Helobdella robusta is the source of this 1455-nucleotide messenger RNA. RefSeq lists its product as hypothetical. The transcript is spliced from 7 exons. Bases 1 to 1455 code for a protein of 484 amino acids. The record is from RefSeq and is a predicted model, not a curated record. Lineage: Eukaryota; Metazoa; Annelida; Clitellata; Rhynchobdellida; Glossiphoniidae.
AUGGCAACUGGAGUUGCUGGUGGUGGACCAAGUUUGGUGUCUGGCCCAAGCUUAGGAGGUGAUGAAUAUGAAUCAGGAGGGAUUAGUAUUUAUGGGGCUGUGCUUAAUAUAACCUACAAGACAAAAGAUGGAUGGCAGAAUGAAAUGGAUGAGAUGGCAACUUAUGGAGUCAACAGUAGAGUUGAUGCCGAGAGUGGCCGUCUAGUAAAAGUUAAUUCCACAGAAAUCUGUUUUCCACUCUCAGCCAUUCCAACUUUGCAAAACAUUUCUGUAACUCAGAGCAAAUAUGGCCGCCUAAUUCCUAAUCCAUAUGAAAAAUGGGUGGCGCUGAUUGAUGGGCGGGCCUGUUAUGAUCUUCUGAGGAAAAUGUCGUCAGCCAUGAUGACAACUGGCCCAAAUAUAUUGAGGAAUGCAUCGGCUCUCUUGAUAUACAACCUGGAUUCAAUACAUCAUAGUGAUGUUUUUGCACAGCAGUUUCGUUCUACUAGCAAAACUACAGAUCCUGUUCAAAUCCUCAUCUUGAACUCAAGAGCGGACCACUUAGCCCGCCUGCUACAUCAACAUCAACAACAUCAUCAACAUCAUCAAAACUUCAACAGUAGCAGCACCACAAACAACAACAACAGAAUCGACAUAAAAAUAACGAUCGGCCCGGUGAAAAGAACUCAGUUCUUUGGUAAUACCGUCAACAAAACAUCCAUGCUCUUCUUAUCUGUAUCAUUUGUGGUUCUGAUGAUGAUCUCCCUGGCCUGGCUUGUGUUCUAUUAUGUUCAGAGAUCGAGGUAUACAUACGCCAAGCAGAGAUUGUCGAGGAGAUUAAUGAAAGCAGCUAAAAAAGCUAUUGGAAAAAUGCCCCUAAAGACAAUACAUAGCAAAGAGGAUGUUGAAACUGGAUGUGACUUGUGUGCAGUUUGCAUUGAGGGCUACAAACCAUCAGAUGUCGUUAGGAUUUUGCCUUGUCGUCACGUGUUUCACAAGCCCUGCAUUGACCCCUGGCUGGUGGAGCAAAGGUCCUGCCCCAUUUGCAAGAUUGACAUCCUGAAGGCUUUUGGUUUGCAUGUAAUGAACCCGGCGAACAACAGAAACAUCAACUCCUCCGACCUUGACCCCUCCACCAUGCAGAACCUCGACAACCUUCUCCUCUCAUCAUCUUCUCUCCUCGACUUGCCCCCUCUUUCCUCAUCAUCUCUAAUCGUGAAUGAAGAGUCAACGACGUCUGCCAGUGGUGGUCAGGUGAUGAUUGACACCAACAGGAGAGAGUUCGAUGAGGAUGGGGUAGAGAUAAUAAGGUUUCACCAGCUGGCCCGUGUUGAACACCACAGGCUGUCGUGGGAUUCAAGCGACGUUGAAUCUGGAGAUACUAUAGAUGACAGCCCCGCUGUUGUGGUUGCUGCUAAUGAUGGUGAUGGUGGUGGUGGCGGUGGUGGAAAUGAUGGUGGCGAUGAGAUGAUGUGA